Molecule: messenger RNA, 1478 nt
Organism: Podarcis muralis (Common wall lizard)
Lineage: Eukaryota; Metazoa; Chordata; Lepidosauria; Squamata; Lacertidae
Product: putative 2-ketogluconate reductase
Cellular component (GO): cytosol
Molecular function (GO): NAD binding; glyoxylate reductase (NADPH) activity; hydroxypyruvate reductase [NAD(P)H] activity
Source: RefSeq, a predicted model, not a curated record
CUUUUUCCGGGGAGCGGGCACGGAUCACAUUGUCUCUGCAGCUCAAGCUUUGUGACAGUAGGCUAUUACAUUCUCACCGGGGGAGGGAAGGAGUUCUAAUAGUCGGAUUUUGUUUUAAAUUGGGGCGCACUUUUUCGGAAAAAAUACACUUGGGCGAAGUGAAUCCUUUUGUUCCUUCGUUUGCAUUUGUUAUCCCUGAAUAGCAACUGGAGGCGUCAUUUCACGAGACCAUGGAAGAGAACAAGCAUCCAUAUACACUGAUAAAUGUUAUAGGAGGCACAAAUGGAGUAUAUGAAGACCAUGUGGAGUUUCUGGAGAAACAUUUUAAGCUCAUUACCAUGAAGGAAUUUACUGAAAACAAGCAAGAUCUUAGUCAUAAAAUCAAAGCAAUUUUUAUGUGGUUUCACAAACCAGUGGUUGACAGGGAUCUCCUGCAAAGCUUGCCUAAUUUAAAGGUGAUUGCAAACUGUGGCGUAGGCGUGGAUCACUUGGACCUAAAACUGAUCUCCAGCUUUGGCGUGAAAGUAGCAAACACCCCAUUCGCAGUUUCCAAUCCUACAGCAGACUUGGGGAUGGCUUUGAUGCUGGCUUCUGCCAGGAGGAUUGUGGAAGGUCAUCAGAUUGCAGUUUCUCCUGACACUAAAUGUUUUAUGGCUGACUGGUUAGGAGAAGAAAUUAACGGUGCAACGCUGGGGAUCAUUGGAAUGGGCGCUAUUGGGUACAAAGUGGCCCAGAGAGCCAGAGCUUUUGAAAUGAACAUUCUUUAUCAUAAUAGGAGCCGGAGGAAUGAGGCUGAUGAACAGGCUGUUGGUGCUGUUUAUUGCGCAAAGUUGGAAGACUUACUCCAGCGUUCUGACUUUGUCAUACUGUCUGUGAACCUGUCACCUCAAACACAAAAACUGAUUGGAAGAAAGGAGUUGGAACUCAUGAAACCCACUGCUACUCUUAUCAACAUCUCUAGAGGUCAAGUGGUUGAUCAAGAUGCAUUGGUGAACGCACUGAAAAAUGGAGUUAUUAAGGCCGCAGCUUUGGAUGUGACAUAUCCUGAGCCAUUGCCAAGAGAUCAUGCUUUAUUACAUUUAAAGAAUGUCAUUAUAACUCCUCACCUUGGAAGUGCAACUUCAAAAGCUCGCUAUCUGAUGAUGAAAAACAUGGUUGAAAGCAUCUUGGCUGGUGUCAGUGGUUUCCCAGUCCCUAAUGAAGUGCAUGUGUAACAUUCUCCAUAUGAUACAGAUGAAAUGUUAAUUCUGUGUACAUUUUGCUGUAUCUGUCUCAAGGUGUUUCGUAUGAAAAUUAUAUAUUCAAUUUUUAUUUUCAGUAAAAAAAAAAGUUUGUACUUAUAUUCAGAUAUGAAAAAGAAAAAUGAAUGAAUAUGCUAUUUGAUGUGUUUCCUUUAUUGUAUUGUUCAAUUUGUUUCACAGGCCUUUGCUAAAUGGAAUGGAAACACAAAUUAAAAAAAUAAAAAGUUGUAAUAUGUC